Messenger RNA from Myotis myotis, 3728 nucleotides. It is a transcript of the gene FAAH, whose product is annotated as fatty acid amide hydrolase. Gene Ontology annotation, molecular function: amidase activity; fatty acid amide hydrolase activity. The transcript is spliced from 15 exons. Lineage: Eukaryota; Metazoa; Chordata; Mammalia; Chiroptera; Vespertilionidae. The coding region runs from base 180 to 1919 and encodes 579 amino acids. The record is from RefSeq and is a predicted model, not a curated record. Gene Ontology annotation, biological process: fatty acid catabolic process.
UAACGGCGCGCUCCCGAGCCGGCUUGCGGCGGCGCAGCUCUCCUCCCGCUCCGCCCGUGCAGAGGAGCGCGGAUCCCCCGCGGAUCCCCCGCGGAUCCAGGCCGGGUUUUGCGGCGAAACCGGCGAGCGCAGAUUCUUGUGUCGCUAGUCGUCUAGGCAGCUCUGAGCGGCGGGGGAUCAUGGUGCUGGAGGAACUGUGGGCCGCGCUCUCGGGCGCCUCCGGGGCUGCCCUGGCCUGCUGCUUCGUGGCGGCGGCGGUGGCUCUACGCUGGUCCGGUCGCGGGAGGGCGCGGGGCGCGGCGGCCCGGGCGCGACAGAGACAGAAAGCGGCCCUGGAAAGCAUGGACAAGGCGGCGCAGCGCUUCCGGCUCCAGAACCCCGACCUGGACUCAAAGGCACUGCUGGCCCUGACUCUGCCUCAACUGGUACAGAAGUUACACAAUGGGGAGCUGUCCCCGCAGGCUGCACUCUUCACCUAUAUGGGAAAGGCCUGGGAAGUGAACAAAGAGACCAACUGUGUGACCAACUACCUGGCAGACUGUGAGACUCAGCUGUCCCAGGCCCCCAAACAGGGCCUGCUCUACGGUGUCCCCGUGAGCCUCAAGGAGUGCUUCAGCUACAAGGGCCAGGACUCGACCUUGGGCUUGAGCGUGAAUGAGGGGGUGCCAGCAGAGUAUGACAGCGUGGUGGUUCAGGUGCUAAAGCUGCAGGGCGCCGUGCCCUUCGUGCAUACCAACGUGCCCCAGUCCAUGUUCAGCUAUGACUGCAGUAACCCCCUCUUCGGCAAGACCACGAACCCGCGGGAUCCCUCCAAGAGCCCAGGUGGCUCCUCAGGGGGAGAAGGAGCCCUCAUUGGAGCUGGAGGAUCCCUGCUGGGCUUAGGCACUGACAUCGGGGGCAGCAUCCGCUUUCCCUCCUCCUUCUGUGGCAUCUGCGGCCUCAAGCCUACAGGGAACCGCCUCAGCAAGAUUGGUCUGAAGGGCUGUGUCUACGGACAGCUGGCAGUACAGCUCUCAGUUGGCCCCAUGGCCCGGGAUGUGGAGAGUCUGGCGCUGUGCCUGCGAGCACUGCUGUGUGAGGACAUGUUCCGGUUGGACCCCACCGUGCCCCCCCUGCCCUUCAGGGAGGAGAUCUAUGCAAGCUCUCGGCCCUUGCGUGUGGGGUAUUAUGUGACAGACAAGUAUACCAUGCCCACCCCAGCCAUGAAGCGGGCUGUGCUGGAGACCAAGCAGAGACUGAAGGCGGCUGGCCACACGCUGGUUCCCUUCCUGCCAAGCAACAUACCCUACGCUCUAGAGACGCUAUCGACCGGUGGGCUGUUCAGUGAUGGCGGUGGCAGCUUCCUACAGAACUUCAAAGGUGAUUUCGUGGACCCCUGCUUAGGGGACCUGAUAUGGAUUCUGAAGCUGCCCGAGUGGCUUAAAGGACUGCUGGCUUUUGUGCUGAAGCCUCUGCUCCCACGGUUGGCGGCCUUUCUCAGCAGCAUGAAGUCUCGGUCCACCGGGAAGCUCUGGGAACUGCAGCACGAGAUCGAGGUGUACCGCAGCUCUGUGAUUACCCAGUGGAGAGCACUGGACUUGGAUGUGCUGCUCACGCCCAUGCUGGGCCCUGCUAUGGACUUGAAUGCCCCAGGCAAGGCCACAGGGGCCGUCAGCUACACUCUGCUCUACAACUGCCUGGACUUCCCAGCGGGGGUGGUGCCUGUCACCACGGUGACGCUCGAGGAUGAGGCCCAGAUGGAGCAUUGCAGAGGCUACUUUAGAGAUACGUGGGACAAGGUGCUGUGGAAGGCCAUGAAGAAGAGCGUGGGGCUGCCUGUGGCCGUGCAGUGUGUGGCUCUGCCCUGGCAGGAAGAGUUGUGUCUGCGGUUUAUGCGGGAGGUGGAACGACUGAUGACCCCUGAAAAGCAGCCAUUCUGACUGCUGCCUGCCUGGCCACCCAGCCGGCUCCAGAGGACCCACUGGAUCUGCGUCCAGCCUGGUCAGGGCACAGCUGCCAUCCUGCAAGGAAACGUUCACUUGGGGCAGAGGCUGCCUCCCCCCCGCCCCCUUCCAAGAAGCCAAGUCCUCCUGAGUCUGGACCUUGCCCCUCAGUCUGGUCCCCAGUUUCUGCCCUGACCCCCUCCCCAUGUGGCAGCCAGUGGGUAUGCCAUAGGCAAGGCCCCACUAACAGUAAAAAAUGGUUUCUAGUCUGUGUACUUUCUGGCCGUCACUGUAGGGCACUGGGGGUUGGAGCCUUGACCUUUUAGAGCCCGAUUCCAGCCAUGUCAGUUUCCUGCUCCCAAACCUCCCCUGGUUCCCAUGAUACAGGAUGGACACAGGCUGCUCCGAGUGGGUGUUGCACACCCAGCACUUCACUCUCCCCCGCGCCCUGCCUUCGAUGAAGUCCUGCUUUGCUAGGCAUUGCCCUUUCUCUUCUUCCUUCCUUUGCUCCUUCCUUCUGCUGAGGAAGCCCUUUCUGCUCCUCUACCUUUGGAUACUCUGAGGCCCAGCUCAGACCCCUUUUCUCCAGAAGGCCUUCCCUCCUGCCUCUGAGCCUUGGAGUAGGUGGCCAGUUUCCCAAAGUCUGCCCCGUAUGCUGGGCAUCUGUGUGUGGGGAGCUGCCUCUCAGCAUUCUGGCUCUCCUUGAUGGCAGGGACUCUAUUGUAUAUCUUUGUCCUCAGUGGCCAACACCGGGCUGGGCACAGGGCAGCAGGGAGUCUGGAGUGCUGACCCUGAGCUGGCACCAUUGGAGUGCUGACCCUCUGGUAGUGAGUCCACAGGCCUGGGGAGGUGAGCACCAGACCGGCGAUCUGGUAGAGAGUGCUCACGGGCCAGCCAAGGCUUCCUGAAGGAGGAGGGCCUCUGUUGAGUCUAGAUGAUUCCCAGAGGCUGAGAUCGGGGACGAGGACAUCCCAGGGAGAAGGAACAAUAGUACGCCCAAAGACCAGGAUGAGUUUGGCAGAUGGAGGCAUGUUGAAUGGGUGCAGGAGAAGGAGCAAAAAUGUAGGUGGUGUCAGAUCCAAGUGGAUUUGAGGGGCCAGUUCAGGAACUGGAAUCCUAUCUCAAGGGCAAUGGGGAGCUCUUGCAGGAAGGAGAGUAGACUGGAUGGAUAGAGGCUGCAGAGGGAUAAAGAGGUUGCUCCAUUUUCCUAAUUGGGAAGGAGGCCUGAGGCCUGAGCUAGGGUGGGGGUCCAGUGGCAGAGAGAGGUGGUUUGGGAAUUGACAGUUGAGAUGCAAGUGAGCUGUCAGCUCAGUCUGCCAGGUCACCUCUUGCUGCACUGCGUUGCUUGACAGGUGGGAGGUUGGCUGGCUUGUGACAGACUUCUUGGCCCUACCAGCAGAACCCACUCACUCCUUCUUGCCCCCACCUCCCAGCCCUCGUGCUAACUCCCUGCUUGCUGUAGAAGGUGUUUCUGAGCCUGAGCCUCUGGUAAGGUAGGCCAUAGGCCUCACCUGGCCUACUUCAAAUUCUUUUCCGGACCAGCUGCCUUGCCAAGGAAGGCUUGCCUCUCCAUUCUGUUCCUCCAAAGGUGCUUCCCCUCAAGGUUGUACAACCAGUGGUAACUGCAUUCUCUGCCAAAGGUGUCUCUGCCUCGGUGGGGCCCCACACCUUGGAGCUGACUAGAGGGCCCAACCCACAUGGAUGCCUGUACCGGGGUGACCUAGUAGUUGCUGUACUUUGCCCUGGUUCCUUGUAACAGCUGUGUCAUUUCACCUAAUACUAUUCCAUAAAGCUACCUGCCAUCUG